Messenger RNA from Varroa destructor (honeybee mite), 7467 nucleotides. It is a transcript of the gene osp, whose product is annotated as myosin phosphatase Rho interacting protein outspread. Gene Ontology annotation, molecular function: actin filament binding. NCBI's taxonomy places the organism in Eukaryota, Metazoa, Arthropoda, Arachnida, Mesostigmata, Varroidae. Gene Ontology annotation, cellular component: actin cytoskeleton. The record is from RefSeq and is a predicted model, not a curated record.
UAACAGUAACAACAACAGUAACAACAACAACAACAGCAGCAACAAUAAUAAAAACAGCUCGAGCUCAAACACAGGCAGUAAUACAAGCCAUGUGAACGUUGUCAAUGUCAAUGUAACAACUACAACCGGAAACUCUAAAGCCGUUGGGAAAACCCCUGGAGUUGUCCUGACCUCCGGACAGUUGCAACAAAAGCAACAAGCCACUGUCCAAGUUCUCAGCAGUAGCAACAGUAACAACAGCAACAAAACAACAGGACUCAUUACGACAAAUUCGGAUAUGUUUGAUGGUCCACCAAGUCUCACGUCAACUCCCGGACUGAACUCGUUGGACGACUGCGAAGUGUUAAAGAAAAGGCGAUUCCUCAAACGCGAGACUAAAGCGCUGAAGUCACAACGCAGCCGUUCGGACGGCGUUGCAAAAAUGCUACCACCGACUCAUAUUGAAGACAACUCUCCUUCCCAUCAGAGUCAAUGGAAUAUUAUCGGAACACCAAACGUACGUUCCACUAGCUCACCGGGUGGUCCAAUUGUGAGUCAAAGGAGUUCGAUGGGUGGACAGUUCGGUGAAUGGAGGCAACGUUCACCGAUAGUGUCCCAGCUUGGUCAGUCUCAUACGCCGACCAGCCAGGGGUUGACACCCAGCGCAAAUAACGGGAGUCCUGGAAAACGUUCGUGUCACAGCAAUUCUGUUUACCUCCUAAUGUCCGACCUUGGCUCUCAUGAAAGCCAGUCAGCUAACACAAGUCCAGUUGUCACUCCUAAUAAGCUUCAGACGUCAAACACUGUGCUAGAUCGUAAAGUGAAAACGUUAGGUUCUCCACCUCAGCAGCGUGGCGUGCCGGACGGCUGUCCGCUGGAUUUGGACGAGGACCACGUCGAUGGUGGUCCGGGAUCCCUACAUAUUGGCAGCCUCAGUCCAGCGUCCGCACUAGGGCCGUUAGGAGCGUCGUCGAACCAGGCCGAUCAACAUCACGCAGGCGGAGGAGCCCUAUUGACGAAAAAGGGUUGGCUCUACCUAAGGCAACGCUAUAACGGCCAAGUGGAUUGGACACGGUUGUGGUUUGUGCUUCGACAGGGUUCGUUUUCACAGUUUACAGAUCCAUCAGCGGAAGAGAAAGGCCAAGCACGAGGAACACUAGACACGCGUGCGCUACGCGCAGCAACCGAACUUGAUAAUGCCGAUAGAAACUAUGCGUUCGCCCUAGUCUGGACACCUUCUGGUGGCGAGGGAUCAAGUAGGGAGCUCGUGUUGAGCGCUGCAACAGCCGCUAUUCGUACUAAUUGGCUUCAGGCGAUCCGACAGGCAGCCGCUGCCUCGAAUGCCCUAGCUGUAGCGCCUGUGAGUUCGGUUGGAACUCACGGUCUCACUUUGGCUACGGUUUCAUCCAUCGGAUCCUCGACCGCUAGCAUCGCCUCGGGCCUUACCUCUUCCUCUUCGCCGUCCUCGGCAGGCGGAUCUCCUGGCUCCGCUAUGUUAUCUGGUCAUAGCGACAACUCAAGACAGUUCAGGAGACAGCUCAGUCCGGCCAGGACAACAACGACGACGACAUCUGGACCUAUUACCUCGCCAGUAACAACGACUGAGUCCAUUACUCAUUGCACGAAAGAGAUGACUCUGCCCCUCGGUCAAGAAAAGACUACCCCUUCGAAGAGACUAAGCAACCGGGCUUUGAGUAACACUGGCCAGGUCGGUAGUCCAUGCGAUUCAGGCGGAGAGGGUAGCUAUUUCUCAGCCACAGAUUCAACACCGACUCAGGAGACACCUCACGCACUGACAGCGCGACAUGGAGGUCGUGUUGAGUUGCCACCGUCACCUGUACCCAACCGUAAUGCGCUUUCAAAAGCUAAACAUCGGGCGCGAAGUUCAAGCGCGCACUCUAGAGUGCGAUCUGGCUUAGGAAGCUCACAAAUGUCUGGCGAAGCUACAGCAUCUCAUAGUAUUCUAGACGUGACAGCCGCCAGCAACACCAACGUCCAGCAGCUGGAACAAAAGAUGUCGUCUUUAGCUAGCGGCGUUGUUGGUGCUAGUAUGGCACUUGAGAGCGAAGACGAGGAGUCCAGUUGCGGCCCUGAAGAGGACGAAGCUGAUGAAGCCGAUGAGGACGAGAACGAGGAGUGUUUGUUAUUAGACCUCGUAGACAUAGACACAAUCGACGGCAACAACAUUAAUAGUAGUGGUAGCGGCGGCGGCGGCGGCGGUCAGGAGCAACGACUUGCUUAUGGACAUAACCAUCUUUCAUCUCGCCAUGGUCAUUCGUUGACAUCUGCUCACCAGCAAGGACACCAUUUGCAGAGGCAAUCGCACCGUGGCACCACAAUGCACAAGAUAGCGCGCGCUCAAGCCCUUGAAAAUAAGCUGCGGGUGGCACGCAGCGACCUCGAGGCCAAGCAGGCUGAGAUCGAUGCGUUGCGAAGACUGGUAGCAACAUCGUCUGGAGUGCCAAACCAGCAAUACGUAACCUCGCGUUCCAUAAUAGAAUCAACGAUAUCUCGUAGUCACGAACCAAGAAGUCUCUCCCCCUCGCGUUCAUGUACUGAGGAGGUGGACGAUGCCUCAAGACGGGCACAGGAACUUGUGUCGAAAAGCCUGCAACUGCUCAAAAACAUCUCAGCCAAGACAGCUCUAAAGGAGGUAAAGGAAAAGUGCUUAGAUCUGCAGUCCCACAUUGUUUCUUUGGAAACUUUGGUUGGGGAUGUUGUAGAGUUCGCUAACACAACCAACGCGAAUUUAAAAGCUGCGGAGUGCGGGCUUCCUCGUGCCGUGCCUCCAAAAAGUAAUGCCGCCGUACAGACAGCGUCUGCUACACAGGCCGAACGGGAUGAAAAACUGACGAAGGCGCAGCGCGAAAUAGCUAGAUUGACGAAAGAGCUGAUCGACUCACAAAAGACCGCUGAUGACGCAGAGCUACAGCUUGUGCGCGUAUCCAACGAUAUGAAAAUGGCUGCCGAAGAACAUCGACAACAGAGCGCAUUGCUUAACCUUCGACUAGACGAUUUAACCUCGAAACUGAGCGCUUCUGAGAAGAAUGCCAAGUUAGCAAAGCAAAAAUUAGCCCGGCUUGAAAAGCGACGUCUCUCCUUGAAGGGCAAGGAUGCCUCGUUAACUUUAUCUAAGGAUAUCGAAACGAAGCUUUCGAAUCUAGAGGCCAAAAUGCUCUUCCUUGAAGACAUGUCUACCAUGACAGACUCUCAGUCGGAUGUAUCGGAAGAUCUUCGAUCACACGCUACAACUUCGACGCCAGGGCUCGCUGGCAAACAGCCCGUAAACCGACGUUUUAGCACUGAUUCACAGAACUCGGAAACUAAUACCUCUGCUCAUCGCAUAUAUCACUUAGAUCAAAAGGUGAAAGCUGCAGUUGAAGCUGCUGGUGGUAUGCCAAUGAAGGCUAAGCUGUAUCUUCAAUCACGCACAGUGAAGGAUCCUAUCGGAAUUGAGGAAUGGCAAACGGGUCCUCUUGGAGCCCUAGGAACCGCCAGCCUAUCAGCGUCUAUGACGGACCUCACCGAACUCACGAUGGAUCCAGGCCUCGACCCAUCGUGUAGCUCAAUCAGCUCCAUGUCACCGUAUGAAUGUCUUGAAAUGCUUUCGCAGAGAGUAGACUCUUUAUUAUGCUGGUUCACGAGCUCGUUACAAGGUUUGCGACGGGCCGCUGAAGACGCACCUUGGUGUCGCCUCCUAGGCCAACUGCUGGAACUAAUUGAUCACUUGAGCUGUGCGUGUGAUCGGGUACCCGGCUCACUGCAAGGCCGCGGAGCAUCUGAUAAGGCAUCGCUCGGCCUCGCCUAUAAUUUGCUCCUAUUGCAAGAAACGGCACGAGCUGUCCGAAUGGUUAACGACACAGACCGCGACCUCAGGCACUCUCUUCACGGUUCUGCUCGACAAAUGCAUCGAGUACUCGCCUCUUUUAAUGCAAGCCUCAGUCGGAACUGCUUUACUGCAGACGCAAUCUUUGAAGGUCUUCAGCAAGGACUUCGCGCAACUGAACAAGGCGGUUCAGCUUCUUUGGUUGAGGAUUUCGUAUCUGGCCCGAUUGACCCCAUUGCGGCCCUCGGAGACGCCGUGGCUCAGGUCAAAGCGCAAUUCGACUGCGCUGCUUUCAAGGUUGCUGAUUAUAAAAGAGGAAAGCGUUCAGCAAUUCAAGAAUCGCUGGCACGCCUGCUGGCCAAUCAUUCGCGUCGGGGUUAUGAAUUUGGAUCCGUAGAUAUGGGUGACUACAACAACGGUUCUUGUCCAGAGGCCUGGGACGCGUGUGCUUGUGUUGCUCGUCAGGAAGCUCUACUUUCACGUGUUACAGAAGCAAUCGCACGAGUGUCAACCUCUGUUGGUUUUUACCUGGACAAAAGCCUGGGUCAUGGCUCGACGUUGCUCAUUAACUUCGAUAAAAUGCCGGAACCAGGCCAAAUGAAAGCACUUAUAGCCGAUGCGCUCCAAACCGAUAUUGAUUUGCUCAACUAUGAAUUGCGCAAAGACUGCAUUGAGGUUCUAGACGUUAGUGUAUUCGGCGAUUCUGCGACGUCUAGAUCUUCCGCAACAACAGGAGUUGGAGCCUUGGUUGACGAUUCCGUAAUGUCCGCUAUGGAGACCGAAAUCUUGCCAGAGGUCAACGAAGUGGUUACGCUUAUUUGCGUCUUCGCUAUCUUCAAGGGUUACCUGGCCUACCUAGAGCAACAAUCAUUGUCGUCUUCAUGCCUCGCCGAGACUUUCCGGCGAAUCUCGUCACCGCCUAUCGCUAAUUCGGAUCAGGCUAAUACAACAGCCUUUCGGGGCUCAGGAAACUCCGCUACAAGUGGCAAUUCCAGUUCAGCUCUAACAGCCGGUGGAGCCCCAUCCAUAGCAUCGUCCGCUCAGGUACUCGAAAGCGUCCAUUCUAAAUUCUUCGAGAUGCUUCUUAUGCUUAACGGAACUAGCGACGUUCCACAAGCUGUAGAAAGGUGGCUUGCCUGCGUUGUCAACUCUUCUCACGGGUCCUCUCCGGGCGAGCAUAUGUCUUCGAGCCUAACAGGCGGAGGUUCCUUUGGCCAAAAUUCAGCCCAAGGAGCGAGCGCCGAUGGUAUUCAUUCUUCAGGAAGCGCCUCGACCAGUGGAGCGCAUCUUUCGUCGGCAACUGCAGUGGGCGGCGGUGACUGUGGGCUUAUCAUUCCGUCUCUUACAGCUACGGUCACGUCGGCGAUUGGACGCGUACAAGCCAAAUUAGCUAGGGAACAGGAUGCCCAGAAAGACGCACUCAAUUCUCUGAGGCAAAGGUUGGAACAAGUUGAACGUGAACGAAGCGGGUGUGAUAGAAGUAUGGGCAGCUCAGGACUGACGGAAUGCUCAGGCUGUGAGCGACUCAAAAGGCAGCUUGAAAAUCUUACUCAACAAUCGGACAGUGGCCGUUGCGAGAACUGCCACAGGCUUGAAAAACAGCUCCAGGAGCAAACCAGUUGUGCUGAGUGCCCGACAUUAUUGAGCCGCCUUGAAGAGUAUGAAGCAGCGUUGUCGGCAGGAUGUCCCGGUUGUGAACGACUCGAAAAAGAAAUAGAAGCCAUGGAGAUGCACAUGGCAGAACAGGACGACGCAGGAAAACGCAGCAAGCUCAACAGCGAUCAGUGUAACAGCUGCGAAGAACUACAACGAGCACUGGACGCCGCUCGAAAUUCAUACGAUGCCCGAGUGGCUAACCUGCAAGCGGACCUAGAAAGUCGAUUAAGAGAGCAGUUGCAAAUUGGUGAGGAGAUCCACAUUCAUAGGUUACCACGAUGGCAAAACGAGCUCGAACAAGUCCGUCAGCUUUGUGACAAAGGUAUUGGACUUUUGCAAGAAUCCCACGCAGCAGAAUUAGCACGAUUAUGUGAAAACUUUGAAACAAAACUGAAAGCUGAGCGCGCAGAAAAGGAACGUAUUAUUGCCGAGGAAACUCGUGCGACGCAGGUGGCUCUCGAAGCUAUUCAACGUCAACAUAGAUCACAUAUCGAAGAACUGAAGGCAAAUAUGAAACCUUCAGGGACGUCAUGUAUUACUCAAGACAAAGAAAAAGUAAACGCGUCAAAUCAAGAAGCACGCGAGGUACAUGCGCAGGGCACACCUGUUUCCAACGAAAGAGUAUUGAACGAGAUUCGGGAAGACAUCGUGAAUUUGUCGGAGAAAUUUUCAAAGAAAUGCGUUGAGGCUGCAGCUGUACAGGAACGAUUAUACACUACUCAAAAACAAUUGCAAAAAGCCAAUACACAGUUGUUUGAUCUGUUGGCCACAAGAGCUCGAUCCGACACGCCAUUGCGACAUCCUACAAAUGCCUCGCCAACGGGCUUACCAAGCUCCCUAAGUCAGACUGGGGCACAGCCCGCAACGUCGCCGUCCAAGCAUUCGCCAUCGACACGACCUUGAUGUAACUGUUGACAACAAACGCGGAACUUCGACUUAAACGCAUAAAUGCAUGGUCAGGAUGCUGCCAACUGCGAGAAAUAGAAACGUUUGGCCUACGGCAAAACCAUGGAGCGGCUGGCGUGUGUGCGCAUGCGACUCUACCAAUCAUGUUGAUAUCUGACGUUAGCCAUUUUAUUUUCUACUGAAAAUAAUUUGAUUUCCAGCGUUAGUGACCCUUACUGCGUGACUUAGCGGUUUUCAUAUGACUAUGACUAACAAAUAUAAAGCAGUAAGCAAUAAACAGGAGCAAUGAAUCGCGUGUUAGAAAUGAAGAAUGACAAUGACAAGUAAGAAGAUGCUAUGUUAUCAUACAAAAUUUACUUUUUCCAGUAAUAGAGAUAGAUGUCAGUUAUUACAAUGGCAAUGGAGCAAACAACAACAACAAUAAUUAAAUUAAUGAAAAUAUUAGGUGUUCCUUGUGUAGCGUCCAUGGUCCACGUUCCAUUAUUGGUUCGUUAUAACGCACACAAGGGAAAAAUAGGACGCCUAUAUAACUCGCUGGUACGACACUUGCGCCGGCAGAGCGCCUUCGAAACGAACAGCGAUGGAAAAACCUCAACGGACAAAGCACGAGGUGGCACCACGAGGUGGUUAGCCGUGACCAUCUCACCAUCCAUUUGGUAUCUAUCACACUCGUGCUUUGUCCACAUUGGCAGCGCAGGCAACAGAACUUUUGUUCCCUACCAUUCACUAAGCUAUUCGAGUAAAAUAUACCGCUGUUCUGUUUGUACGAUGGUGUAUACGGAUUGUCCCUUCACCCACCCCGUAAACCGAGCGAAGAUGGUAGAUAUAAUAAUACAUCACCUUAAUUGGGUACGUCUGUCAUUUGCCUAACGGCUGUAUCAAAGUCAUUGUCCGCAGCUGGAUUGGAUAUAGCUGAGACGUCUAAACCAGUGUGCAUGAAUGACCAGGAUGUGCGGAUAAAACAAAGUGCAUCGUGCGUAUGUGACAGUUGUGAAUAAUAAUAGUAACAGCAAUGAUUAUAACGAUUGUUGUAAUAAAAUAGACUGUAUCAUUAUCAUGAAAUGACUAUAAAUAAACAAACAAGUCGAUUUGUAUGUUAA